Messenger RNA from Cyphomyrmex costatus, 1389 nucleotides. RefSeq names its product craniofacial development protein 2-like. Lineage: Eukaryota; Metazoa; Arthropoda; Insecta; Hymenoptera; Formicidae. The coding region runs from base 1 to 1389 and encodes 462 amino acids. The record is from RefSeq and is a predicted model, not a curated record. Gene Ontology annotation, molecular function: catalytic activity. The transcript has 3 exons.
AUGAACCUUAGCUAUCAAAAAGGUAUACGAAUUGGCACAUGGAACAUCCGGACAUUGGCACAGGCAUCCCGUUUGGCACAACUAAGCAAAGAAAUGACACGCUGUAAAAUUAAGAUCCUAGGUCUCAGCGAAGUGCGGUGGAAGAACAGCGGGGACAUUACAACGUCAGACAAUCACUACAUGAUAUACUCGGGCAAUUCAACCACCCACAUUAAUGGAGUUGGAAUAGUUAUAUCCACUAAAAUUAAAAAAUCAUUAAUGGAGUGGAAUCCAGUCUCCGACCGAUUAAUAACCGCUCGUUUCCGAGCCAAAAAUCGCAAUAUAACAAUCAUUCAAUGCUAUGCACCAACGGAAAUAGCAGACGACAGCGAAAAAGAUCAUUUCUACAACCAACUGCAGUCCACAAUCGCCUCAGCGCACAAAAGAGACAUCAAACUUGUCAUGGGUGACUUUAACGGGAAAAUCGGCAAUAAUAAUAACAACCUCGAUGAAAUAAUGGGUCGCCAUGGACUUGGAAAAGCACGCAAUAACAACGACGAGCGAUUAAUUGAUCUUUGCAUGGCCAACCGACUUUUCAUCGGCAGCACGCGAUUCCCGCACAAGGACAUUCAUAAAUAUACCUGGCAAGCACCAGACGGAGUAACACGUAACCAGAUCGACCACGUGCUAAUUGACAAGAAACACCUGAAGUCUCUUCUAGAUGUUCGAACAAUGCGUAGUGCGGACAUGUAUAGCGACCAUAAGCUAGUCGUGAAUAAAGGCGAACGUCGGAACUUCUGUGAAACUGUAACAGCCAAAGUUAAUAAUAUCAGUCCUACAAUAAGUGCGAAGGAAAAAUGGGAAUUAGUGCAAAAAGCAUACGUAGAAUCCGCAAAUGAAGUCAUCGGGAUCAAAAACAGUACCCGUAAAAUGUGGAUCACGAAUGAAACCUGGGAUUUAAUCGAACAAAGAAAAACAUUAAAUCAACAACUAAACCAGAUCCGAAGUGAUGUAACCCUUGCAAGAUAUAACAACAUAGAAAAACAAAUCAAGAAAAUGGCAAGAAGAGAUCGUCGUAAAUUCGAAGAAAACAUCAUCAAUGACGCUGAAGUGGCGGCGGAACAAAAGGACAACAGCGAUGGCCAUAUUCUCACUACGGAACAACAACAACUUAAUCGAUGGGUAGAAUUCUUUAAACACGACGACCCAACAAUAGAUAACUGCGACAUAGACUAUACAACAUCAUCUCGUAUCAGCACAAAGUCACCAUCAGUUGCUGAAAUCAGAUUAGCAAUAAAGAAACUUAAGAACAACAAAGCCGCAGGUAGUGACGGCAUCGCACCGGAAUUACUUAAAACUGAUCCAUCAUUUGCGGCGAAAACACUUGCCUCCAUUAUAACAGAAGUAUGA